AGGUUGUGCAAUGCUAAUGAAUUAGGUGUGAUGACAGAAGUGGGUUUCAUGGUGGAGUUAAUGCUGCUUCCGGGGUUAGUGCUAUCCAGGCACUGAAUCACAGCAGUGCUUUUCAGUGCCGUUUGUUAUUUCCUGUGCCCAGUGACAGCAACAGAGCAGAGUCUCAUCAUGAAGAAGAAAUACAGGUUCACACUCCAAUCUUACCUAGAAUAGGAAUUUCCACUUUGUGCAAAUCAGCUGCAGGACUGACUGUGAGAUGUAAUAUAUAUAAAGCUGGCAAUGUGUGCUUACAUCAGAUGAUAACUUUCAAGAGGUUGAAAGAACUUCCUGCCUGUGAAUUUUUAAGUAGCCAGGAAUAUGGUGGAAGCAGUACUGAUUGAUCUGUUCAGCCUGCCAGCCAACUUGCACAGUGACAUUCAAGGAGUACUGCGUAACACCCUGGAAACUAUUGAGAAGUGCUCUUCCACUCCUGCUCCAUUUGUUUAUGUCAUGUGCUGCCAGAUGCCAGAGAGUGAAAGGAAAGGUGAACAAGAAUCCUUGUUUCCAGCUCUGAGAGAUUUCCAGAGUAUGAAGGAAGGACUUAAGGUGGUAUGUGCUCAGACUACAGCUGCUGUGUUGUACACCAUCAAACAAAUACUUGAUGAAAAGGACUUAAGCAUCAUUAAAGUCAUUCUCCCCCCCCUAAGGAAAGAAUUAAUGAAAGUAUAUAUAGACCAUCUUUUUACUGCAGUCUACCAGUUUGAAUUUGAGGAUUUAAUCACGGCAUCUGAUUGUAAUAACCUGCAGACAAUUGGACCAAAGAGUGAAAAGCAAACAGUUUCUACACAGGAUGUGGCACUCGUCCGAAGUGAGAUUCAGAUGCACUUGGAAAGCCUGCCAAGCCUGAAAGGGGAGCUCACCAUCCUCAAAUCUUCCCUAAUUCCAGAUGACAUCUUCCUACAUGGAUUCACCACAAGGACAGGUGGGAUCUCCUACAUACCAACUCUAAGCUCCUGCAAUCUUUUCAGCAGUUCUAAGCGGAGGGAUCCACAAGCUGUUGUUAAAGAAAACCUCCGCAGGCUUGCUAAUGCUGCGGGAUUUAAUCCAGAGAACUUUCACAGAGUCAAGACUGAUCAUGCUAACGCUGUGUGUGUUAUGGGAAAGACAGAGCCUAACAGCUAUGAUGGAAUAGUUACAAAUCAGAAAGGUGUUACAAUAGCAGCUCCAGGGGCUGAUUGCAUACCAUUGCUGUUUGCUGAUCCUGUCAGAAAAGUCUGUGGUGCUGCUCAUUCUGGAUGGAAAGGCACACUGUUAGGAGUUUCCAUGGCCACAGUAAAUGCUAUGGUAUCUGAAUACAGAUGUAAUGUGAAAGAUAUCCUUGUGGUCCUGGGUCCAUCUGUAGGACCUUGCUGCUAUAAACUUCCUCGUGAAUCAGCUGAAGAGUUUCACAGAAUUGAUCCAAAGUGUGUGCGACAGUUUGACUCUGCAGCUCCAUACAUUGAUAUUAGAAGAGCAACACGGAUUCUUCUGGAGAGCGGUGGCAUUCUUCCUGAGAACAUCCAAGAUGAUUCUGUCACAGACCAGAACCAAAACAUCACUUUCUGUACUGCAUGCCACCCUGAUAAAUUUUAUUCUCACUUUCGUGAUGGCACUAACUUUGGUACACAGAUUGGUUUCAUAUCAAUCAAAGACUGACAGAGUACCCCAUAAUAUGAAGCAUUAUUUAGACAAUAAUCUGGUUGCCUCGUACUCUCCUCACGGAAUUUCUUCCUUCUUUGUUUCAUGAACUUGCAAUGGGAAGUACAAAGGAUUUGAGAUUCGCCUGCUUCUUCCCUUCCCUGCCAUUCUGAGGAAAGAAGAGCUGCCUUGUGUAAGGAGCCAAUAAUUCAGAAGGAAACAAGGACAAUCCACAACAGAAUCACAGAAUCACAGAAUUGUAGGGGUUGGAAGGGACCUCCAGAGAUCAUUGAGUCCAACCCCCCUGCCAAAGCAGGUUCCCUACAGCAGGUCGCACAGGUAGGCAUCCAGGCAGGUCUUGAACAUCUCCAGAGAAGGAGACUCCACCACCUCCCUGGGCAGCCUGUUCCAGUGCUCCGUCACCUCACUGUAAAGAAGUUCUUGCGCAUGUUUGUGCAGAACUUCCUAUGCUGCAGUUUCCAGCCGUUUCCCCUUGUCCUGUCUCCACUCACCACUGAAAAGAGUCCGGCCUCGCCAUUCUGCCCCCCACACCUUAGAUAUUUAUAGACCUGGAUCAGGUCCCCUCUCAGUCUCCUUUUCUCAAGGCUGAACAGACCCAGUUCACUCAGCCUUUCCUCAUAGGAGAGAUGCUCCAGGCCCUUCACCAUCUUUGUGGCCCUCCGCUGGACUCUUUCCAAGAGAUCCCUGUCUGUUUUGUACUGGGGAGCCCAGAACUGGACGCAGUACUCCAGAUGAGGUCUUACCAGGGCAGAGUAGAGGGGGAGGAUCACCUCCUUUGACCUGCUGGCCACGCUCUUUUUAAUGCACCCCAGGAUGCCAUUGGCCUUUUUGGCCACAAGGGCACACUGCUGGCUCAUGGCCAACCUGUCGUCCACCAGGACACCCAGGUCCCUCUCCGCAGAGCUCCCCUCCAGCAGCUCAUCCCCCAACCUGUACUGUAAUGAUGCACUUCUGUAAUGCCAGGUGCAUGUUCCCAGCCAGAUGCAAGCCUCUAUUAUCUUGCCCUCUUGACCAAAUAUUUCCCAUAAACUUCACUAUCUUAAGGUAGUAAAAACACACACAAAAAAGCCACUAAAGUCUUAAUUAGCUCCUGCAUUAGUCUUCUGAAUGAAUUUAAGGUUGACAUUACUAAUGAAGAAAAGGAAACCUGUAUUAACUCUUUGGGUUACACCCCACUGUAGUAAUUUCAGCAAAAGGUUCACAUUAUGAAAUUAUGUGCCUGGGAUUGUUUCUGUUUGGAUUAGUUUAAGGAAGUGCUCCAAGGUACUUAAAGAAAAUAAUGUGAAGGCAGGACAGAAGCAAGAUCCCUCGGGAAAGAUACUGCAAACGUAUUAAUGUUUCAUUUAUUGUGUUCCAAAUGAAUAACAAUUUCGUGUUAUUCAUUUGAACACUCCUUAAUUGUAAAAAAAAUACAACUAAGACUCAAUAUAAGCUAGAUAAGAUAGCAUGUGUGUUCAUGUUUCCUGAGGAUUUUUUUCUUUAAAUCAGUCGUGCUUUGCUAACGUUCACUUAGAUAGUUCUGUAGUGGCAAGUUAUUUAAUAAAUAUAAAAAAAAUGAGAGAGAAUAUAGCCUCAGUUAAUUUUCCAGCAGUUGGCACGCUUAUGUUCCUAAUAAAUUCAAAGUGUGCAACUGUUUUCUUAUGGCCAUAGAAAAUUUGUCUCCAGAUGUUGCUACAGAUGUCGAAAGACCAGGUUGCAUAGGGGGCUUUGAACAACCUGGUGUAGUGGGAGGUGUCCCUGCUUAUGGCAGUUGGGUUGCAACUGGAUGGGCUUUAAGAUUCCUUCCAACCCAAACCAUUCUCUAAUACUAUGUUUCUGUGUGAUAGUUUUUGACGUGUAAACAGUGAAACUUCCCACUCUCUUCAAGUUCGGUUGUGUUUUGUCCACUAGAGGUCAGUGCUCGCUCACUUUGCUCUUCCAUCCUUGGCUGCUGCGUAUAUUUGGGUUUUCAAACAGAAUUUUGUAAAGCGCUGCAGAGCACUUUUGCCCGUGUCAUCAUCUGCCAUGUUAUUCCGAUAUAGGUGCUUGAAGAGAGAUCUGUUUUUCAUUUUGUUGGGCUGUGAUUCAGAACUGACAAAAUUGAAAGUUUCCUUGUCCUCUGCGAGAACAGAUAUCUUAAAAGCUUUUAUUUUACUUUUGAAUGGCACUUGUCAGAGAAAGACUUGGUACUGAGUAUGUUGCCUUCCGACUAUAACUAAAUACUAAAAAUAUUUCCUCCAAUUCUACUUUAUUAGAAAUAUUAUCCGCCUUCUGCUGUAGUACCACAGUUCUUCAGAAUAAAGGUCCAGUUACCUCUUAAAAACCUCACCAUGAUUUUCAUCAUUCUUGGUUUCUGUAAAUGUAAUUUCUG
Molecule: messenger RNA, 4027 nt
Organism: Lagopus muta (rock ptarmigan)
Lineage: Eukaryota; Metazoa; Chordata; Aves; Galliformes; Phasianidae
Gene: LACC1
Product: laccase domain containing 1
Exons: 6
Coding region: 358-1674 (438 amino acids)
Molecular function (GO): copper ion binding
Source: RefSeq, a predicted model, not a curated record